UCGACAGUAGGAAUCGCCGGAAGCCCCGUGGAGUAGCAGCAGCAGCAGCAUGUCGACAAGUGGUCCCGCGGCGGCUUCCUCUGCCCCUGGCAGCAGCCGGCUUCAGCACGCUCAGCACCAAGUCAAUGAGGUGGUGGAUAUAAUGAGAGUCAAUGUGGACAAGGUUUUGGAAAGCGAUCAAAAGCUCUCCGAGCUGGAUGACCAUGCAGAUGCCUUGCAAGCGGGAGCUGCCCCAUUUGAGACGAAUGCUGCCAAGCUGAAAAGGAAGUACUGGUGGAAGAACUGCAAGAUGUGGGCCAUUCUGAUGGCGGUGGUGAUUGUCCUCUUAAUCAUCAUCAUUGGUCUCCCCGUCUGA
Rhineura floridana is the source of this 355-nucleotide messenger RNA. Its product is annotated as vesicle-associated membrane protein 3-like. The transcript has a single exon. Gene Ontology annotation, cellular component: SNARE complex; plasma membrane. The record is from RefSeq and is a predicted model, not a curated record. Bases 50 to 355 code for a protein of 101 amino acids. Gene Ontology annotation, biological process: vesicle fusion; vesicle-mediated transport; SNARE complex assembly. NCBI's taxonomy places the organism in Eukaryota, Metazoa, Chordata, Lepidosauria, Squamata, Rhineuridae. Gene Ontology annotation, molecular function: SNAP receptor activity; syntaxin-1 binding.